Folsomia candida is the source of this 2114-nucleotide messenger RNA. RefSeq names its product zinc finger protein 491. Bases 121 to 783 code for a protein of 220 amino acids. The record is from RefSeq and is a predicted model, not a curated record. Lineage: Eukaryota; Metazoa; Arthropoda; Collembola; Entomobryomorpha; Isotomidae. The transcript is spliced from 8 exons.
CUCUUCCGUUCCAAAAAAGAAACUCUCCCUUCCGUCUUUGCACAAUUACUUUUUAAGUUCUUACGGAACUUUUAACUAUUUUUUGAAUUCGUAAAGUGUGGAAUCGUUGAUAGUGUCAUAAUGUCGGGACGAUUGUCCAAAUUUCAGGCGGAAUCGAAUGAUAUACCAGUAUUAAACUGUAAGUGGGCCCCUAAAUGUAAACGGGCAUUUACGCUUGAAUUCCUGCUGGAGGCUCAUGAGAAAAUUUGUCCCAACCAAAACACAAACACGCCGGAUUCAAAAGCCACACCCUCCUCUAGAACCAUGACUGCCACCACACCCACCGUGUUCAUGAGCCCACCACACACACCCGCAUCAGCGUCAUCAACUAUCAAAAUUGGUCAAAAAAGAAAGUCUGUUCCUGUUAGUGCUCCAGCGAAGAAGUAUCGGUGCAAAAACUAUAGCGUGUGUCACAAAUCCUAUGAAUUGAAAGAUAGCAAGUACAGACAUGAACGAUUGUGUGGACUAUCGGAACAGGAUAAGCAAGCACAUCUUAAAGCCAAGUUUGGAGACAAACCUAGUCAUGUCUGUAUCAAGUGUGGAAAGGUUUUUGAACAGACGAUCGAAAAACGUCAUCACGAGGAUGGAUGUGCCUUCAACGCUGAACAAUUAAGGAUAAAAUAUGUUGAUGAUCCUACUCACUUUUGCUCGAAGUGUGAGCGGUUCUUCGUGGACCCAGGUAACUGUCAGAGGCACGAAAGAAGUUGUGGCGUCGACAAGGAAGAAAUGAUGAUAAGGCGUUGAACUGUCAGAGACACGAAGUAAGCUGUGGCGCCACAAAGGAGGAAAUGAUGAUAAGGUAUUUAUGGUAAGGUAACCAGGUCAAGCGGCUUUAAGGGGCCAAGAGGUUGUGUUUCUCGGACAGACCGGUUUCAAAGGGGAGGAUAGUUCGAUGCAGGCAAGGAAACAAGAAGCCCUCGAAAUAGUACAUUUCUUUAAUUAAUCGACUUUUUUUAUACAUACACAUGAUUUUUAGUACGUGCAUAUGUUCAUAAUUAUGUACAUUUGCAGAGCUACGGCUAUUAUUCUAAUCAGUACCAAGGACAGAAGAUGUACUACAUUAACUCGGAGAGAGAGCUGGCUAACUUGUCCCAAAAUACAGAUGCCGAUUUGAUGAAGAUGCUAUAUAAAGCUGUGCGAGGGGACCCCAUUUUCUGUUCUUGCAUUGACUGCAAGUGUGAGGCAUACUUUCAUUAUGAUCUCGAGAAAGUUACCAAAGUUGACUUCCAACUGGCUGCGGGACAGGUGAGCAAGUCGCCACCACCCCCCUUGCCUCGACAAAGACCACGCCCAUGCAACCCGUCAGCAAUUCAGGCCGAAGUAGAUCGUCUGUUCCGUACCUUGAAGAAAGAGAUGGGACUUGUUCUCGCCAUCCCCUUCAACGUCUACUCGGUCCUCCUCGUUAAAAAGGCAGAUUUCCCCGGCUUAUCAGACCCCCGUGCCGUAAUCAACGCACUACUAGGGACAACGAGAGAAAUUGUGGCUUGGCUCUACACUGGUAAAGGGGUUGAGGCAGAAAAUGGGGGGAUCCAUGAACACCACUUUUACGGAUCCAGUACGAUCCAGAACGAACUGGUUGAUGGCGAUAAAAUCGCCAUCCAAAUCGCCAGGAUGAUGUGCAAUUCCCAGAAGGAUGCGGAAGAGAAAGAGGCGUUCGUUUUGUAUGCAUCUCAACUUGCUGCUCGGAAGAAAAGUGAUGGAGGGGUUAGAAUUGUACCAAUAAACGUGAGGAUGGAGUGGGUGGCCUGGCGACGAUUGCCGUAUGACACACGUAAAUUGUCGCAGGAGUGUGGCGAUAAGGGGGUAAAACCGUACUCUUUCACCAGCAAGGAUGAUAAGCCCAUUUUUGAGGAGGGUGAGUUCCACUACCCAAUCAAUCUCCAACGACAGUUAAGCAGAAACGAGAUCAAGGUUGUGAAGUUGCAGAGUAGACGUUGAUUUUUUGUUAUGAUUUUUUUAAAUGAAUUUUUUUUUCGUAUGUUUUCGGUUUUUUUACCGGUGCUACUAUUUUUUAUCCAACUGCUUGUUUCUGAUACCGAAUUAUACAAUAAACGAUCAAUAAUAACUCGUAAUAA